Ceratina calcarata is the source of this 3034-nucleotide messenger RNA. It is a transcript of the gene spab, whose product is annotated as space blanket. NCBI's taxonomy places the organism in Eukaryota, Metazoa, Arthropoda, Insecta, Hymenoptera, Apidae. The transcript is spliced from 6 exons. The record is from RefSeq and is a predicted model, not a curated record. Bases 182 to 859 code for a protein of 225 amino acids.
GACGUAGAGGUAUAGAUUGCCAAUGCCAAUGCGAGCGCAACUCGAAUCAGUGCUCUGAGGAACUCCACCAAGGACUUGUUGAUCCCGUGAAACACAGGCUUGUACCAGAGACGUUCACCGAGUUAAAUAAUCCACGACAACCGAAGAUUCACUUCAGAAGUUUAUAAAACAGUUGCUCGACAUGGGAAAAAUGCACAGGUGUAUUACGUUGACCGUCGUGGUCCUCGCGAGCACGAUGUGCUACGAGGGUGUCGAGGCCUGGGGCGGUCUGUUUAAUCGUUUCAGCCCGGAAAUGUUAUCGAAUCUCGGCUACGGCAGCCACGGAGAGUACGUGAGCAAACCUGGAUUUUAUCAGCGGCCGUUAACUAGCUACGGGAAUUCUUACGCCGAUUCUUUGGACGUACCGUGCGAGGAGAGAAGGUGCACAGCCAACGAACACUGCUGUCCAGGUUCUAUUUGUUACGACGUAGACGGAGUUCUCGGCCACUGCAUAUUCGACCUGGGCCAGAAGCAAGGCGAGCUGUGUAGGAACGAUAACGACUGCGAGACUGGCCUGAUGUGUGCUGAAGUUCCCGGCAGCGAGACUCGCUCGUGUCAGCCACCGAUCACUUCGAACAAGCUAUACAACGAAGAGUGCAACAUGUCCGGGGAGUGUGACAUCAGUCGGGGUCUGUGCUGUCAACUUCAAAGACGUCAUCGGCAAACUCCGAGGAAGGUUUGUUCGUAUUUCAAAGAUCCUCUGGUAUGCAUCGGGCCAGUCGCAACUGAUCAGAUCAAGUCUGUCGUGCAGUACACUUCCGGUGAGAAGCGGAUCACUGGACAAGGAAAUCGAAUUUUCAAGCGAGUUCCCUUCGCCUAAACGCUUCAUCGUUCCCGAAGAAUCAGAGAAUACGGAGAGAGAGAGAGAGAGAGAAAGAGAGUAUGUGAAAUGAAACCCAUCUUACGACGUGCGGGAAACCUAAUUGUAAAAUAAGUCACUUCUCUGAUUACUGUCGAUGUUCUUAGUCCUCCUGCAUGGAAAAGAAUGGAACGGAGGAUUUGGGAACGCUUUGGACACGCUUCUCAAUUGUUUUCCUGCGACUAUUACGACUGACGAUGAUACAUAUCAGAAUAACCCGUCUAUAGGAUUAUAAGACAAACUAUAUUACGUGUAUAGUAAUAAGAAGAGUUUAUGUGAUCUGUUAUUGAAACCUAAUACUUCUAAUUUGAACAAACGUGUACAGGAUGCUCGGAGAGAUGAGAACGUCUUUCUUCCACUUGUUUGCCAUUCUUCUAUUUGUCCACUUUUCUAAUCGAACGAUCGGUAGAGGAAUUUAUUGUAUAACGAAGAAACGUUAGGACAAACGUCAAAAUUCAGUUCUUCCAAAGCUUCGUCGAAAAAUAUGAAUAAUAUUCGCUUCAUCCUGUACACUUUUUACCUUCGACGAUUGUCCGCGAUUUUCAGAUGGUACUUAAAUUAGGUUUCCUAGAUUCAUUCCUAAGGUAUCUACUGGAAUUCAAACGCACACGAUAAACACACGCAUAUUUUCAUUCCCCUCUGUGAAUGGGCGAGAAGAUACUUUUUCCUUUCUUUUAAAGGAGAGCUAAACGUCGACGAGAUCCAUCGAAUAUCGAGAUCGAAACCGAGAACUUGCGCAUCGUUGAAUCAAAUCGUAUAAUCAAUUGCGAGAUCGAGAGGCACUUGAAGAAGACAUAUCAUUAAUUGUCCGCUUUACCUAGCGUAUAUUCCAGAUUAUUAGCGGUAUACCUUAUACGUAAACGUUAAUGAGUAUGUUUGUUCAUAUGUAAACGCAGCUCGAUGAAGUAUCCAUCGCGGGAGUCGUUCGUCAAAUUCUGAACGUUAAAUAAAUAUAAUACGAUUAUCAUACAGUUAUACUCUAUGUGGAAAAUUUUGUUACGUUGAAUGUCGAUCAGAGUCGCGAUCUUCGAUGAUGUACAAAGCGAUUGAUCUUGACCGGGAGAAAAUUCGCGAUCACGUUUACGAAUGUUACGAUUAUUUGUGAUUGAGAAACAAUAGCGUAGGAGGGAAAAUUAAAUAUCUUCUGAUGCGUAAAGUACCUGCUGCGAAAUCUGGACAACUCGUCUCUGGCGACCGGACUGCGGAUUUUUAUGCAAUUACAGAAAAGUUAAACGUAAGAAAAAAUGCACCCAUUAUGUGUAAUGUCCAAAAAUACUGAAAUCCGACCGAUGUAAAUCUCACAUCGUGAAAUUGGAAAAUCUGUAUAAAUAGAUUGCAUUCCUCAAAAUAUGUUUCAGAAAAUACGAUUUUGCGUAAAAAUCCGCUCUCCACUGAUGAUAGUCGACGAGAGUCCGACACUAACACGGAAAGAGAGGAUGCAUAGAUUUCUAGUCAAACAAUAUUAUACUUCCAUCCACGUUGACCUUUUGACGCGUAAGGGAAACUCUAACAUAUCAUGAGAAUGCCUAAUCCAUUGAGAAGGUUUUAAAUAUGAAUGUUAUUACUACAGAUAUGUAUAUCUUAUUGAAAUUAUAUUUUUAUCUUCGAUCUAUACAUAUAUAUAUAUAUAUAUAUACAUAUACACACACACAUAUAUAUACCUAAACGCUAUAUAUUUACAUAGUAUUCAUAUAUUUUCCGGAUGCGUAUCUAUAUCUGUAAUCUAUAAUAACUAUUCCUCCUCUGAUGUGUGUCGUGCGUGCGUUAAAGUUUAAUUGUUUCUGAAUGAGCGAUUGUUUUCCAAAUUCCAUUAUGAUAUUGAUAUCAUUCUGAAAAUGAUAGUUUGUUCGUCGUCCGUGAAUUAUGAUUUACGAAAUAAAGGAAAAUGAACUGAUAGUAAAAUGUCUUAAGGAUGGAGGAAAACUUUUCUUUAUAUUAUUUGAACGUACGAUCCACGGAGGGGUUGCUAUAAUACAUAUACGGCCACUGCGGUCUUGAGUCAAAAGUACCUCUACUACAUGAAUUAUGUAAUUCGAAAGUAAUUAUAUGUGUAUAACUAUGUAUAUGCAAUGUUCAGGAUUAUAAUGCAGAGUUAUAAUAGUUUCAUGUGAAAUAAACUGUGGUGCAUACAAAACA